Tetrahymena thermophila SB210 is the source of this 783-nucleotide messenger RNA. RefSeq lists its product as hypothetical. The transcript is spliced from 2 exons. Gene Ontology annotation, molecular function: protein binding. The record is from RefSeq and is a predicted model, not a curated record. NCBI's taxonomy places the organism in Eukaryota, Ciliophora, Oligohymenophorea, Hymenostomatida, Tetrahymenidae.
AUGAUAAUUAAAUCAGCAAUACUAAAGAGCUAUAUUGUAUUUUUAGUUAUCAAAUUGAGUGUUGAAGCAUAAAAUUAAUGCGCUGAAGGAUGUUAAACUUGCCUUAAUAGUAAUAACUAAAAUACUUGCACUAAAUGCUUAGAAGGUUUCGAGUUGGAUUUAAAAAAUAAUCUUUGUAUCUAUACUAAAUGUAGUAAUAAUUUAUUUUUUGACUAGAGGUAAAAUAAUAGCAACAUAUUAGAUAGCAGGUGCGUAGCUAUAUGCAGUGCUUUUAGCUAUAGAAAUUAAUAAAGCAACCUAUGCUAAAGCAAAUUAAAAUGUUCCAUCCAAAAAAAAACUUAGUAAUAUUUGAAAGAUAAUACUUCUACAAAAGACUUUUUCAUAUAUUAAGAUAAUUACUAUAUAAUUUAAAAAGAAGAUUAACUUUCUAUGUAUAAUAGAAAUGAUCUCAAUCUUAUAAAAAAUAUGAAACUACAAGCAAGAGAUCUUUAAGUAUUUAAUGUAAACAGCUCCAUAUUCGUCAUAGGAAGUGAUAAUUUAAUAUCAAUUUGGGAUAUUAAAAACGGAUCAAGAAUUUCAAAAACAUUCAUAAAUAUGAUCUCUGUAAACUCUUUGACUAAAAUGGACUCAAUUGAUAACCGCUAUGUUCUAGCUAUAAAUAUUUAUACUGAAAAAGAAUCUGAAUUUUAGAUAUUUUAUGACUUAGCUCACUAAAGUUUUGCUUUAUCUAAUUCUAUUAAAAUAAAUACAACUGUUCUAUAAGAUAACUGUAUCUAGCAAUGA